GUGCGUGUCGAAUUACUAAAGGAUAGAAAGGAUAUCAUUUCAUAUCAAUUUUGGUUUCAUACAAGGAGAGACCGCAACACUAUUUAAGCUGAUUGCGUUUUGAUAACAAAAUAAGUAACAGAAGCCAACCGAAUACAGGAAAGGAUAGCAUUGAUGGCGGCACAUGUUUAACGUUUUUGAAAAACCAGUUUAAUCUGCCAAUAACAACUCUCAACUCCCAACAAAAUCUAUCCAAAUCGUAGCACAUAAAGCAGCACAAUCACACAUUUUGUACGUGGCGCAUUUGCGUCCAGCAAUCCGCUCCAUACACAAAUCCCAUAUAGCCAGCAAAAGCCAGCCAUUCAACCAAAUAGACAGUUUGCCAUGCAUGUCUACUGCAACAGCACCAGAGCAGCACAAUACAGUUGUGUUGUUGGCGGCAACCACUUGUCACUUGGCUAAGGUGGCAUACAAAACCAAAUUCAAAUCACAGUCGUCACCCUUGUCCAUGUAAAGGAUUCGUCGUCAUUCUGCAUGGUUGUCAUGUGGUCACUUGUGCUUUGCAAAGUGUUGUAGACAGGCGUUUUAUCAAACAAUCUUAUACACACAUAUCUACUUGAACAUACCUAAAUACUAUUGCAAACAUAUAAACAAAUAGACCAGUGGACAGUGGAUAGUGGACAGCGGACAGUGUGUCUGUUAUACGUGCAGCAGUGCGAACGCCCUACAGGCUAACUUCUCAGUCUGUCAUUUUGGAUUGUCUGCAUAUAGGAGCAAACUGAAAAGCGCAAAGGAAAAUAAAAUUGCAAAACGAAGUGUUCGGUGCCAAGGAGUGGGAGUCACAUAUGCUGUACGGCCGAUAACUUUCAAAGAAAAUUCCAUUUUAAAUUGGCUUUCGAUAGUCUCACUCACAGCAGUGGCAGAUAGUAUCAAGUAAAAGGACAUUUUAAAAAAUUUUUUAUCUGCAAAGACUUCAACUCACUUUGCAUCAAUAACAAAUUCAGCUAAAAAGCAGUACACUUCAUUGGAUUUACGUAUCAUAAUGGCAAAAUUCUGGAUCUGCCUUUGGUGCACAAUCGUCUCUUGGUAUCCACUUUUAGCAAACGGAUACCUAAAUGUGUUCAUUAGUCAUAAGGAGGUUAUGAAGCUAAUGGGCUUGGAAGCGGAUUUAUUUUAUGUUCACGAGGGAGCAAUAAACACAUACGCAAUGCAUUUCACCGUACCUGUGCCGGCGGAUGUACAUGAUCUGGAAUUCUCAUGGCAGAGUCUGACAACAUACCCGCUACCUUAUGCCAUUACCAUAGAGCUCGAGCACGAGCAGGAGGCUUUGGCGGCACCCACACUGAGUAUACCAGACAAGGGCUUAGUGCCGUCGCAAAUUGAAACAUUUUUGGUGCAUCUGCCCUGCACAGGAAACGCUACCGAGCAAGUACCACUUAGUGUCAACAUGGUGGUACGUGGCCCACCACGGACUAAUGAUACAAGAUUGCAUUUUAAACGCAAUAAAGUUUGCUUAAAAGGUAUGUUCCCAGCACCAAAUCAAUCACCGGCUCCUGCACAUGCACCAUCGCAGGGUCCAGCACUGUUAGGCGCUGCAGCCUGUGCAUUGGGUUUGGUAUUAGUGGUUGGCUUGAUUGCAAGUGCAAUGUACCUGCGUGCACGUAAACAAUUACGUCAGGAUUCUUUGCACACAAGCUUCACAACCGCAGCUUAUGGUAGCCAUCAAAAUGUUUUUAUACGUCUUGAUCCGCUAGGGCGACCACCCAGUGCUAACAGUGGGUCGUACGCAACUAUAGCUAGUCUUAAUAAGUAUCCCUCAGAUACUAAAAAGUCCUGCAGCAUAUUUGAGCGUUUUCGUAACUCACCAACUCCUUCGCCAUAUGCAACAGCACUACUGCCGAUGGGUGAUCAAAUCACCGAAACAAUUUAUUCCAAGCCAGAAUCGAUUUGUCCCUCGAGAAUAUCGUACUAUGCAUCAUCACAGUUAACCCAGGUGUACAGCAUGUCCACACCGAAGAGCAGUCAUGGCAAUGCUAGCAGUUUUGGUGGCGCUAGCACUGGUGGGCGCAGUGCUGAUCCGAAAGAGAAACUACGUCGUAUACCGAGUGUACAGCCAGGUGCAUUAAUUUGUCAACAUCUCAUUAAGGAAGGCACAUAUGGCAGAAUCUACGCUGGCAAAUUGGGUGACUCUUGUGAUGUGUUGAUUAAAACUGUUGUUGAUGGGGCUUCACUAACCCAAGUAGCAUGUUUACUACAGGAUGCGUCAAUGCUAAUUGGAGUCGCUCAUUUAAAUGUGUUACCACCUUUGCUAGCUAAUACUGAUUUGCCAGGACCACCAGAAAUUGCAUAUCCAUAUCCGUCCAAGGGAAAUUUAAAAAUAUUCUUACAAAAAUCACGUGAAAUGAACUCCCCGUUAAGCACUCGUCAACUUGUGGAAUUUGGCUUACACGUUUCCAAAGGACUGGCACAUCUUCACUCAUUGGGUAUAAUACACAAGGACAUUGCAACUCGGAACUGCUAUUUGGACAUCGACGCUCAUGUUAAAAUUUGCGACAACGCUCUAUCACGUGAUCUCUUUCCCGAUGACUAUCACUGCGUAGGAGAUAAUGAAAAUCGACCACUUAAAUGGAUGGCAUUAGAGUCUCUGCAGAAGAAAUACUUUUACACCACAUACAGUGAUAUAUGGAGUUUGGGUGUAUUUUUCUGGGAAUUAGCUACACUUGCAAUGCCACCAUUUGAGGAAGUAGAUAUUUUUGAAUUGAUGCCAUAUCUCGCAGACGGAUUUCGUUUGGGUCAGCCUAUUAAUUGUCCAGAUGAAUUUUUCACUGUCAUGUCCUGUUGUUGGCUUGUAGAACCAAAGCAACGACCAUCAUUUCCGCAGCUCGUAGCUUAUUUACAAGACUUCCAUGAAGACUUGGGCAAGUACAUCUAAGCUAUUCGCAAUAGUGUAUAUGACACGACUGAAGCUGCAUUUACAUGCGAUUGUUUCACAG
Messenger RNA from Teleopsis dalmanni, 2972 nucleotides. It is a transcript of the gene Drl-2, whose product is annotated as tyrosine-protein kinase Dnt. Gene Ontology annotation, molecular function: protein kinase activity; ATP binding. Gene Ontology annotation, biological process: protein phosphorylation; multicellular organism development; cell surface receptor protein tyrosine kinase signaling pathway. The coding region runs from base 1022 to 2911 and encodes 629 amino acids. Gene Ontology annotation, cellular component: signaling receptor complex. The record is from RefSeq and is a predicted model, not a curated record. NCBI's taxonomy places the organism in Eukaryota, Metazoa, Arthropoda, Insecta, Diptera, Diopsidae. The transcript has 11 exons.